AUGAUUUCCAAGAUCAUCGUUAUUACAGGUGGAAACACAGGGAUCGGACUGGAGACCGUCAAGGCACUCUACCACUCUAAUCAGAAUUAUCAUAUCCUACUCGGUGGCCGCAACUUCGAAAAGGCUCAGCUAGCAUGCCAGAAUGUUAUAACCGAAGCGGUACAGAACACUAUAGAGCCAUUCUUAGUUGAUGUCGAGAGCGACGAAUCGAUCGAAGCGGCCUUUAGUCAAAUUGCGGCCAAGUACGACCGAGUUGAUUGCCUGAUCAACAAUGCUGGCGCUUCCUUUGAUCCCUACAUUGACCAAGGCAUGACAGCCCGGCAGGCGUGGAACAUGUCCUGGGAUGUGAAUGUUACGGGCGCACAUAUCAUGACAACCAAAUUCCUUCCGCUGCUACUCAAGUCUCAAGACCCCAGGUUGUUGUUUAUCACCAGUGGCCUCUCCUCCCUGCAGGGUGCUUCUGAUCCUGAGGAUCCUAGAAAUACCUCUGCACCAGCCGGGCUACCCAAGGCCCUACCAUUUGUUGGAUAUCGAUCAGCAAAAGCCGGCCUCAACAUGUUGAUGGUGCAAUGGUAUAAUAUGUUGAGGAACGAUGGUGUGAAGGUUUGGGCAAUUGCUCCGGGAUUGUUGGCAACCUCCUUAGGGGGAGAUACAGAGCUGUUGAAAAGGCUAGGAGCGCAAGACCCUAAAGUUGGAGGUGAAGUUAUUCGCGGAGUUGUGGAAGGCAAGCGGGAUGGAGAUACCGGGAAAGUAGUGCGCGAGUACUCGUCGCCGAUUCAGCCUUGGUAA
Penicillium verrucosum is the source of this 789-nucleotide messenger RNA. RefSeq lists its product as uncharacterized. The transcript has 3 exons. The record is from RefSeq and is a predicted model, not a curated record. Lineage: Eukaryota; Fungi; Ascomycota; Eurotiomycetes; Eurotiales; Aspergillaceae. Bases 1 to 789 code for a protein of 262 amino acids.